AUGGCCGUCUUGAGGAUGUGGCGUCUGCGCCCCGCCUGCCCAGGCCUGAGCACUCUCCUGCCCUCCCGGUUUCUGGGUAUCGCUCCCUGGCAGGUUCCAGCAGGUGCCAGGUUCCAAUCCACCUCUAUCUCUGAAGCAGACCUUCCAAGGGUCUUGAUUACAGGGGGUCUCGGCCAGCUGGGCGUGGGGCUCGCCAACCUCCUCAGGAGACGAUUUGGGAAGGACAAUGUGAUUUUAUCAGACAUAAAGAAACCCCCUGCUCAGGUCUUCCACAGUGGCCCGUUCGUCUACGCCGACAUCUUGGACUACAAGCACCUCCGUGAGAUCGUGGUCAACCACCGCAUCACCUGGCUGUUGCACUACAGCGCCUUGCUCAGCGCCGUGGGAGAAGCCAACGUGUCCCUGGCCAGGGCUGUGAAUGUAACAGGACUGCAUAACAUUCUAGACGUGGCAGCGGAACACAAUCUACGAUUGUUUGUGCCCAGUACAAUUGGGGCGUUUGGACCUACCUCUCCCCGGAACCCAACCCCAGACCUCUGUAUUCAGAGACCCAGGACCAUCUAUGGCGUGUCCAAGGUGCACGCGGAGCUCAUGGGAGAAUAUUAUCAUUACCGGUAUGGCCUAGAUUUCCGGUGUCUGCGAUACCCUGGGAUCAUUUCAGCCGAUUCCCAGCCUGGAGGGGGAACGACGGACUACGCAGUUGAGAUUUUCCGCGCUGCCGCCAGGAGCGGCAAGUUCGAGUGCAACCUGGCCGCGGGCUGCCGGCUGCCGAUGAUGUACAUCGAGGACUGCCUGCGAGCCACCCUGGAGAUCAUGGAGGCCCCCGCCGAGUCCCUCUCCACGAGGGUCUACAACAUCAACGCCAUGAGCUUCACCCCCGAGGAGCUGGCCCGGGAGCUCUGCAAGCACGUGCCGGGCUUCCGGGUCACCUACAGCGUGGACCCCCUCCGACAGGCCAUAGCGGACAGCUGGCCAAUGAACUUGGACGACAGCAAUGCACGGAGAGACUGGGGCUGGAAGCAUGACUUUGACCUCCCGGAGUUGGUGACGUUGAUGCUGAACUUUCACAGUUCCAACACCAGAGUCGCCCGAGCCAACUGAGGGCGGCGAAGGGGUGGCUCCCACCCGGGAACAUGCUCUUUACAGCCCGGGGGGCUGGGUGGACUGGAUUUGUCAGCUCCUAUUGAAUUUCUGGGAGGGAAGUAGAGUUCUUUAUCAUUUUCAACAUUUUGGGCGGAACUCCCAGCAUUUGUUGAGACCGUAAACUUGAUUCAGUCACAGAAGGAAGACCUAAGUUGCAGUGGGGAUGUUGGGGUCCUUUCUGGGGUGGUGGAAGUAUGCAGAUUUGCAUUUAAUUUAAAUGUCAUUCCUGAGACCAGUGAUUCCAUUGCGAAGACCUUCAAAGAUACAUUCCUCAUUUACAGCUGUUCUUUAGUACCUAGAGAAACAUGAGAAUGCUUGACCUCCUAGUUCUAGCCUCA
Perognathus longimembris pacificus (Pacific pocket mouse) is the source of this 1481-nucleotide messenger RNA. RefSeq names its product L-threonine 3-dehydrogenase, mitochondrial-like. The coding region runs from base 1 to 1101 and encodes 366 amino acids. Gene Ontology annotation, molecular function: L-threonine 3-dehydrogenase activity. The transcript is spliced from 10 exons. Gene Ontology annotation, biological process: L-threonine catabolic process. The record is from RefSeq and is a predicted model, not a curated record. Lineage: Eukaryota; Metazoa; Chordata; Mammalia; Rodentia; Heteromyidae.